AUGAUGAAUCUAUUUGUCAACAUGAGGUUCUUCAGGAAAGUGGAGGAUGAUGGUUUAGUAAAUUUCGAUUCAGAUUACGAUCUAGAUGACGAAGAUGAUCUAAUUAAAGCAGUCAUAACAGAUGCGGAGGAGGAAUCACUUGAGGUGGAGAUUUCAAUGCCACUCUUUCUCAAUACGACAGAAAUUGUGUUGGUGGUUGUACUAGUGAGGAUUGCAGAGGAAGCAGCUAAUUUAUAUUCUUCUUUAUUUAAAGAAGAUUUUCCUAUAAGACCAAGAAAUCAGAAGGGUAUUAGGCAGGGUGACCCCAUUUCACCAUUCAUUUUUAUUAUAGUGGAUGAACUUCUUUCUAAAAUGAUUGGUAAAGCUGCAUCUGAUGGCCUCAUUUCUGGAUUUCAAAACAUUCUUUUUGCUUUUCAAUUGGUGACUGGUUUAAGUGUCAACUUCAGAAAAAGUGCAGUUGUAGGAAUUGGUGAUGACAAUAAUGCUGCUUAUUGUGCUUCAAUUUUUGGCUGUCAGAUUGCUGAGUUCCCUAUAAACUAUUUGGGAAUUCCAUUAGGAAGUAAAUCUAAAAACAAGGCAGUUUUGGAUGUCUUGAUUGCAAGAUUUCAACAAAAAUUAAGAACUUGGAGAAGGAGGUAUCUUUCUAAAGGAAAAAGACUACUAUUGAUUAACAGUGUGCUGGCUAGUACACCUAUCUAUUUUUUGUCAAUGUUCCAGAGGCCUAUAUCUGUUAUAAAGACUUUAGAAAAGAUCAUGAGAAGAUUUUUAUGGGGUUCUUCAGAUAAUUCUAAGAAGAGAAGUUGGGUGUCUUGGUCAAAAGCUAAUAUUUCUAAGGUAAUUGGAGGCAUUGGUAUUAAGAAGCUGAAGCUAGUGAACAAAUCUUUACACUGCAAAUGGAUAUGGAGAUAUGGCAAAGAGAAAGAUUCCCUGUGGAGACAACUAGUCUAG
This is a messenger RNA of Papaver somniferum (opium poppy), 948 nucleotides long. RefSeq lists its product as uncharacterized. The coding region runs from base 1 to 948 and encodes 315 amino acids. NCBI's taxonomy places the organism in Eukaryota, Viridiplantae, Streptophyta, Magnoliopsida, Ranunculales, Papaveraceae. The record is from RefSeq and is a predicted model, not a curated record. The transcript has 5 exons.